UGGGGUUGAAAGUGAUGCUCCCUUCGUCCAAACUAACAAAGACGAGUAAAGAUGAAACUUCAGUACCUUUAGAACAAGCAGAAACGUCUUUUUCAGAUGUGACAGGAAAUAGUGAAGACAGAAUGCAUCGCCAGCAAUUUGCUCGCAAUAUCGCUUUCUUUGGGGAAGAGGGACAAAGACAAAUCGAAAAUGCGCAUAUUGCUAUUGUGGGUUUAGGAGGAGUUGGAAGCCACGCAGCUCACAUGCUUGCUCGCUCCGGUGUCGGCAACUUCUCGUUUUUUGAUUUCGAUGUCGUGACUGUCUCUUCGCUCAAUCGUCAUUCCGUGGCUGUGAGAAAAGAUAUCGGCAAACCCAAAGUGGAAGUCAUGAGAGACCACAUCUUGGAGUUCAACCCAAUGGUAAAUAUCACUGUACAGCGAGUUCUGGUGUCGAAGGACAAUCUGCCUUCGUUGAUCGAUUCUUCCUGUGAUUUUGUUGUGGACUGCAUUGAUGACUACUCCUCGAAAGCAGAUCUCCUCGAGUACUGCAUUCGGAACAAUAUCAAGGUGAUCUCAAGCAUGGGAAGUGGAUGUCGCAGCAAUCCCACUUCGCUUCUCUUCACCAACAUCACCGACGUGAAGUACGAUCCCCUAGCCGCGAAGAUUCGCCACACACUAAAAAAGCGCGGCAUCGACUUCGAUUCGAGCGAGUUUUCCAACCAAACCACCGAGACGGAUUCCAUGAAAGCCACGAUCGUGAACACAUCGUCCGGUGUUUUCAUUCCGUGCGUGUCUUCCUACGAGAAGCCAGUGGUUUCCAUCAUGUCUUAUGAGGAAAGCAAGCAGGAGAAGACGCAGGAGAACGACAUGAUGAUCGAAGCUGCGCGGCAAUCCAACUCGGAAGAACCCAAAGUGGCGGAAGCGAUCGCUGCACCGAGCUCUUCGACGAUGCGCUAUCGCACGAUUCCGGUGUAUGGUGAGGUGUUCGAAUCGUGGGUGACGGCUGUAGGAUGUGUUCCAGCCGCUUUUGGGAACGCAAUCUGCUCGUAUAUUCUGCACUCACUGUCUCAUAAGUCCUUCCUGGCGAGUUCGGUCGUGCCUUUAUCGCAAGACGUGUUGCUAAAGCUGUGCAACACUCUGCAGACCAAGGAGAAGAAGCUGUACGGGAACACGGCGCUUCCCAUCGAUCGCUUCGAUGUAAUGUUCCUGGUGCAAAGCAUCUUUCAUCAGCGCAGCAUUCUAUCGGGGAAAUCCAUCGCAGGAUCGAGGCUUGAACUAACUCGCUGGGAUACGUCGAAGCCACCUACGCUGGAUAACGUUGUGCUGCUGACUGCGGAGGAGUGUAGAAAGCACGAAUCGACUCCAUUCGCGGAGAUCGAUCCUGCCAUUAAAAGCAGAGUGCAGAGUGUGAUCGAUCGCUUUGCAACUCCCGAGCUCCGUGAUCAAUGCUAUUUCUGUGUUGUUUGUAUCAUCAAAGAAGCCAUUCAUAUUCGUAUUGUUUUAAUAAGGUCAUCACUUGUUCGUGCGAUGAAUCGAUCUUGCUCGCCAGAAAGAGAAUUCGUUUGCUUUCAGGAAUAUUCCCGAUUUCGUGAUAACACUGAGCCAUAUCGAUAUACACCGAGAUCUCGAGACUGCACCGCGCUCGCACCUUCUCAUAGCAGUAGAUCGCCUUUUUGUAUUGUUUGUUUCUCUUCAAGAGCUCCGCUUUGA
Blastocystis hominis is the source of this 1688-nucleotide messenger RNA. RefSeq lists its product as hypothetical. Gene Ontology annotation, molecular function: tRNA threonylcarbamoyladenosine dehydratase activity; ubiquitin-like modifier activating enzyme activity. The transcript is spliced from 7 exons. Gene Ontology annotation, biological process: cyclic threonylcarbamoyladenosine biosynthetic process. The coding region runs from base 15 to 1688 and encodes 557 amino acids. Lineage: Eukaryota; Bigyra; Opalinata; Blastocystidae. The record is from RefSeq and is a predicted model, not a curated record.